UCACGCUCCCCUUUGUCCGCUCUUAAAAAUAUCAAAAAACAAACACAUUUAUACUCACCGCUCUCACUCACAUAUCACUCUCUUUCAAAGCACACAAACCAGACCAGAGAAGCUUCCCUUUCUCUCUCUACACACCUCUCUUCACACUCUCUCUCUCUACCUCUCACGCUCUCUCUUUGGAGCUCCCGAGAUUACAGUUCAAUGAAGAGCCAUUCGAUUUAAUUUAAAAUGCACUGCUCUUCCUCCUGAAAGGAAGCAAGCAACCAAAUAUGGAUAAAGAAAGUACGGUUGCUGCCAAAGUUGAAGAGCCCGUUGCUCGAAUCACACGAGCACGAGCUAAAGCACUGGGGACUUCAGGCGGAAUACCUCCUCCUGUCCCUAAACCUUACCUUAAAGAGGACCAGAAGCGUGCUCUCAGAGCUAAUACCAAAAGAACAGCAUCUGAUGAUAAUAAAUCUUUUAUCACUGCAGUCUCUGGCCUUCAGCACAAGCGAAGGGCGGUGCUUAAAGAUGUGACUAACUUAAAGUCUGAGAGUUCAAAUGCAAGUUGCACCAAUGUAACUAAAGUACAGGAUAUGGAUGUCAAGCCAGCUAGAAAAUGUCAUGCAAAGAAGAAUAUGGAGAUGGUUGACAUCUCUAUGGAAACUUCAGAAGCUGAAGAGGAUAUAAAAGCAAGGUUAGCUGAAGAAUUGUCAAAGAUAAGGAUGGUGGAAUCACAAGAGAUCACUUCCCCAACAAGGCAGAAGGGAAUAUGUCAUCACAUAAAAAAUGGAUGUGCAGCAGAUUCACUUCUGACUCCAAGGGUUACUGAUGAACUUCAAAGCCCUCAAAGUAAACGUAUAGAAGAAAACAUAUUUUGCAAGAAACUGGAGUCCUCGAGUGGUCAGGUUAUAGCAGACAUUGAUUCAAAUUUAAAAGAUCCUCAAAUCUGUGGCUUGUAUGCCCCUGAGAUAUAUAGCAAUAGACGGGUUAAAGAGCUUGACCAGAGACCAUCAACUAAUUACAUGGAAAAAUUGCAGCAUGACAUCACUCCAAGCAUGCGAGGCAUUUUGAUCGAUUGGCUUGUGGAGGUUUCUGAAGAGUAUAGGCUCGUUCCAGAUACACUUUACCUCACAGUAAAUCUCAUUGAUAGAUUUCUCUCCGAAAAUUUCAUUGAGAAGCAAAGACUCCAACUGCUUGGUGUUACAUGCAUGCUAAUUGCGUCAAAAUAUGAAGAAAUUUGUGCCCCCCGCGUUGAAGAAUUUUGCUUCAUAACCGACAAUACUUACACUAGAAGAGAGGUACUAAAAAUGGAGAGACAAGUUCUAAAUUUAUUGUACUUCCAAAUUUCUGUUCCCACCACAAAAACAUUUCUGAGGAGGUUUAUUCAAGCAGCACAGGCUUCUUACAAGGCUCCUUGUAUUGAACUGGAGUUCUUGGCAAAUUAUUUGGCAGAACUGACUCUUGUUGAAUAUGACUUCCUAAAGAUCCUACCUUCUCUCAUAGCCGCUUCUGCUGUGUUCCUUGCCCGGUGGACUCUCGAUCAGUCAGACCACCCUUGGAAUCCCACGCUAGAACACUAUACAAGUUACAAUGCGUCGGAACUGAAAACUACCGUACUUGCCCUUGAAGAUUUGCAGCUGAACACUAAUGGUUGCCCACUCAACGCUAUACGCGAAAAGUACAGACAGCAAAAGUUGAAGAGCGUAGCAAAUAUGACCUCUACACAACGAGUUUUGUCACUUUUUGAAAGAUGACAACAGCAGGCCUACCUACUUUUAACUUCAUUUCGUCAAAUCGAAGGUGAUUAUGAUCCUCGCCAUCAUCCUUAUAAAUCAAAAGCUUCUUUGAUUUUCCAGUUCUCUAUCUUUCUCUCUGCCUUUGUUGUAGCAUCUGAUCUGAAUCUGGGUUUUCCAGACUUGUUAACCAGUAGUUUGCAAGUGGUAAUACACUUACACAAGUAACUUAUGUGCCCUAAGCAAGAUAAUGAUGUUCAGAACUUUCUAAUCCAUGGAAAGUUCAUAACAUUAGCUAAAUUUUUUUAGAAGUGGCACCGGGAAAUGUACCUAUUCGGAGAUCACUUGUACGUAAACUGUGAAUUAUAUGCAGGAAAAAAAAAGAAAAAAAAAACUAAUUUUUUUUAGCGUAAUGCUUCUUAAUUCAUGUUAAAUUAAUUUUUGUUACGUAUAUAUAUUGAAAGGAAGUAGUCAAGUAGCCUACUUGAUUUUUAUUA
Messenger RNA from Mercurialis annua (annual mercury), 2212 nucleotides. RefSeq names its product cyclin-A2-1-like. NCBI's taxonomy places the organism in Eukaryota, Viridiplantae, Streptophyta, Magnoliopsida, Malpighiales, Euphorbiaceae. The coding region runs from base 270 to 1736 and encodes 488 amino acids. Gene Ontology annotation, biological process: mitotic cell cycle phase transition; regulation of cyclin-dependent protein serine/threonine kinase activity. Gene Ontology annotation, cellular component: nucleus; cytoplasm; cyclin-dependent protein kinase holoenzyme complex. Gene Ontology annotation, molecular function: cyclin-dependent protein serine/threonine kinase regulator activity. The transcript is spliced from 12 exons. The record is from RefSeq and is a predicted model, not a curated record.